GAAGAAAAGCCACCCGUUCGUCCCCCUUCCCCUACCUCCAAUCCUUUGCCCAGGAGCUGCCUUCAUCGCAGUCACGCCCCUUCCUUCCGAGGAGCUUUCUGGCUGCCUAAGCUGGUAGACCCCCUGAUUUAUUCCUCCAUCUCCGCUCCCUUUCGCCUCAUCUUCUCUUAGUUCUCACAGCCCCCUCCACCCCCACCUCCAGUCUGUCUCGCCUCGGACCAUCCGCUGCUCCACCCUCCGGCCCGGUAUCCUGCCUGUGCACUGCCACCAAGGAGAUCCCGGACGGAGCAGCGAGGAGGGGAGCAGCCGGGAGUUGGGGCUUCCCUCCUGCCUAUCCCUGGCCUCUGGCCCGGGACCGAAGCCGCUUGAGCGAGCAGAGUCGUCACCUUGUCUUCGUUGCCUUCAGGGAGCUGCAGAGAAGGACAAAUAAGAUAACAGAAGUGAAAGAGCUCUUGUCUCCUUAGAAGAAAGGCUGAGAAACUUAAGAGUGACCAGUGGUUGGACUCUUGGCGGCGCUUACCCUGAACCUGAGUGUUAGGGGAGAGGGAAUCUGCCGUUGCGGUUUCUGGAGCUGCUCAUAAGCAAGAAUUCCCUAUCCUGAGCAAGGCUUUAAGCCUAAAAGAAAGCAGAAAUAGGUCAAGGGCAGCCCAGGUGCCCAAUUUCUCUCUCUCUUCACAAGGCACCACCAGCAAUAGAGAUGAGAAAUUCUGAAGAACAGCCAAGUGGAGGAACCACAGUAUUGCAGCGUCUGCUACAAGAGCAGCUCCGCUAUGGCAAUCCUAAUGAGAAUCGCAACCUGCUUGCCAUACACCAGCAAGCCACAGGGAACAGCCCUCCUUUCCCCAGUGGCAGUGGGAACCCAGGCCCUCAGAACGAUGUGUUGAGUCCCCAAGACCACCACCAACAGCUUGUGGCUCAUGCUGCUCGACAAGAACCCCAGGGGCAGGAAAUCCAGUCAGAAAACAUCAUCAUGGAGAAGCAGCUUUCCCCUCGAAUGCAGAAUAAUGAAGAACUCCCGACCUAUGAGGAAGCCAAGGUCCAGUCCCAGUACUUUCGGGGCCAACAGCAUGCCAGUGUCGGAGCUGCCUUCUAUGUCACUGGAGUGACCAACCAGAAGAUGAGGACUGAGGGACGCCCGUCAGUUCAGCGGCUCAAUCCUGGAAAGAUGCAUCAGGAUGAAGGACUCAGAGACCUUAAGCAAGGACACGUUCGCUCCUUGAGUGAACGACUAAUGCAGAUGUCACUGGCCACCAGUGGAGUUAAGGCCCAUCCGCCUGUUACCAGCGCUCCCCUCUCCCCACCACAACCCAAUGACCUCUACAAGAAUCCCACAAGUUCCAGUGACUUCUACAAGGCCCAAGGGCCACCUCCCAGCCAGCAUAGCCUGAAGGGCAUGGAACACCGAGGCCCCCCACCAGAGUAUCCCUUCAAGGGCAUGCCACCCCAAUCUGUAGUGUGCAAGCCCCAAGAGCCAGGGCACUUCUAUAGUGAGCAUCGUCUGAACCAGCCAGGGAGAACAGAGGGGCAACUGAUGAGGUAUCAGCAUCCCCCUGAGUAUGGAGCAGCCAGGCCAACGCAGGACAUCUCAUUGCCGUUGUCAGCCCGGAACUCUCAGCCUCACAGCCCUACUUCUUCCCUCACGUCUGGGGGUUCCUUACCCUUGCUGCAAUCUCCACCGUCCACUAGAUUGUCUCCUGCCCAACACCCCUUGGUUCCAAACCAAGGAGACCACUCAGCUCACCUGCCUAGGCCACAGCAGCAUUUCCUUGCUAACCAGGCUCACCAGGGGGAUCAUUACCGUCUCCCCCAGCCUGGCCUGAGUCAGCCGCAGCCGCAGCCACACCAUCACCACCAUCACCAGCAGCAGCAGCCAGGAGAAGCCUAUUCAGCUAUGCCUCGGGCUCAGCAGUCGUCUGCUUCGUAUCAGCCAAUGCCAGCCGACCCUUUUGCCAUUGUUUCCAGAGCCCAGCAGAUGGUUGAGAUUCUCUCAGAUGAGAACCGGAACUUGCGGCAGGAGUUGGAAGGAUGCUACGAGAAGGUGGCGAGACUGCAGAAGGUGGAGACAGAAAUCCAGCGUGUCUCAGAGGCAUAUGAGAACCUUGUGAAGUCAUCCUCUAAAAGAGAGGCCCUGGAGAAAGCCAUGAGAAACAAGCUUGAGGGCGAGAUUCGGAGGAUGCAUGACUUCAACAGGGAUCUGAGAGAGCGUCUAGAGACGGCCAACAAGCAGCUUGCAGAGAAGGAAUAUGAGGGGUCAGAAGACACCAGAAAAACCAUCUCUCAGCUCUUUGCAAAAAAUAAGGAGAGCCAGCGGGAGAAAGAGAAACUGGAAGCGGAGCUGGCCACUGCCCGUUCUACCAACGAGGACCAAAGGCGACACAUUGAAAUCCGAGACCAGGCCCUGAGCAACGCCCAGGCCAAGGUGGUAAAGCUGGAGGAAGAGCUGAAAAAGAAGCAAGUGUACGUAGAUAAGGUGGAAAAGAUGCAGCAAGCUCUUGUACAGCUCCAGGCAGCAUGUGAAAAACGAGAACAGCUGGAGCACCGUCUCCGGACACGACUGGAGAGAGAACUGGAAUCUCUCCGGAUCCAGCAGCGCCAGGGCAACUCUCAGCCCACCAAUGUUUCAGAAUACAAUGCCGCUGCACUGAUGGAGCUCCUUCGUGAGAAGGAGGAGAGAAUCCUGGCCCUGGAAGCUGACAUGACUAAAUGGGAGCAGAAGUAUUUAGAGGAGAAUGUGAUGAGACAUUUUGCCCUGGAUGCUGCGGCCACCGUAGCUGCUCAGAGGGACACAACAGUCAUCAGCCACUCUCCUAACACCAGCUAUGACACAGCUCUAGAAGCUCGCAUCCAGAAGGAGGAAGAAGAAAUCUUGAUGGCCAACAAGCGUUGCCUUGACAUGGAGGGCAGGAUUAAGACCCUCCAUGCCCAGAUUAUUGAGAAGGAUGCCAUGAUCAAGGUACUCCAGCAGCGUUCCCGGAAGGAGCCAAGUAAGACAGAGCAGCUGUCAUCCAUGCGGCCAGCAAAGUCUCUGAUGUCCAUUUCCAAUGCUGGAUCAGGCUUGCUCUCCCAUUCUUCCACCCUGACUGGCACCCCCAUCAUGGAAGAGAAACGGGAUGACAAGAGCUGGAAGGGGAGCCUAGGUAUCCUCCUGGGUGGAGACUACCGUGCCGAGUCUGUCCCUUCCACCCCCUCGCCUGUGCCGCCCUCGACUCCCCUGCUGUCAGCUCACUCCAAGACAGGCAGCCGGGACUGCAGCACGCAAACAGAACGGGGAACGGAACCCAACAAAACCGCAGCUGUCGCUCCCAUCUCUGUCCCUGCCCCAGUUGCUGCCGCCGCCGCCAGCACCGCCACUAUGGUAGCCGCUGCUCCAGUGGCUGUCGCCGCUGCCGCUCCAGCCGCCGCCACUGCCGCCGCCGCCACCGCCGCCGCCCCGUCUCCAGCAGCCGCUGCCGCCGCUCCAGCCGCUGCCCCAGCUCAGACUCCAGCCGCCGCCGCGGCCGCCGCCGCUGCUGUUCAGCUUGCUCCAGCGGCUCUGGCUCCGGCUCCGGCUCCAAUUCCAGUUACGGCUGCAGCAGCGGCUCCGGCUCCGGCUCAGACUCAGGCACCAACUCCAGCUCCGGCUGCAGCUGCUUCUCCAGCUCCAGCUCCAGCUUUGGCUCAGGCCGAGGCUCCUGCGAGUCCAGCUGCCGGCUCUGGACCACGUCGUUUGUCUAUACCAAGUGUGAGCUGCAGUCCAGAUAAGACAGAUGGCCCUGUUUUCCACUCCAAUACUCUGGAAAGAAAAGCUCCCAUUCAGAUCCUGGGACAAGAGCCUGAUGCAGAGAUGGUGGAAUAUCUCAUCUAAAUGGCCUAAUCAAGAGCUGCAGUUUAUCAGCAAGAAUGCUUUUAAUCAUUUUUCCCUUUUGUUUGUUCUUAUUUUGAGGGUGAGGACAAGGGUUGGGUGGGGGGAUGUUUUUUAAAGGGACUUUUUAUUGAAACAACAUAGUACUUAGGUAAUACCAUAUGAACUCCAGUCUGUUCUGGUACACUUAGAGAGUACCUCUAAAAAGCCAGAUCAAUCAGAAUGUACUCUAAAGUUUAUUGUUGGGAUUUAUACAAAUUCUGGGACUGUUAAUAGCUGGAUAUACAUCAAUGUUUUCAAUGUGCUGAAAUUUGUUUAGCAUUUCCAUAUUCUGGAUCAUUCUUUCAUCGAAGAACACAGUAUGUUUGGAAGACAGUGUGUAACAUGUAGUUCAGAAGUCGAAGCCAGGGAGGAUUUGGGUGUGUGCUGUUUUGUAUAGUUUCCAUCUAGGCAGCAUCCAGAGAGAGCUCUCGCCUCGGGCGCAUGAAAGGGAAUAGUUUUAAGAGCUAUGUAAACUGGAGAAAAGGUAGGGAGUAUUGGGGUGUGGAAGGGUGCUGGAGCUAAUUUUCCCUCCCAAUUUCCCAGCUACCCUGGGCCAGGAGAUUAUGUUUAUCUUUAUUUCAGUGGUGCUUUGGAAGUGGAUUCUUUUGGUUCCCUCGUGGAGGUUCAUACAUUCAUAUAUAUACUGUGGAGUAAUUUAUGCAUUUGGAUAAUUAAUAUAUUGCUUUCAGAUGCUAGGAGAGUAAAUUAGCUGAGUGAUGUACAACUUCUUCUCUAUUAGGGAGUUAGACCAUCCGAGGCCUUGACGGAGAGUUGCAUGAGGUGCUGUAUGCAGACUUGUGUGGUCUGUGUGUAGCCAGGAACAUAGCUCGCUUGCCUUUCCCGAGACCAACCUGCUUAGUGUUUAUUUCUUCUUCAGCACAAACUCACUGGCUGUGUCACCAGUCUCAAAUUGCCAAUCAUUUGCAAAAUGAGGAAGCGUUUUUGUUGACAGGUUGAAUGCUUUGAAUUUCUGGUGACUACUUUGAAAUAACUCAUGUUGUUUUCCCGAAUUCUUAGCAUACGUCUUAAAAGGCAUAUAUGACUAUCACCUCCAAGGGAAUAGCAUCAGAAGCCCAAAGUACUAUGCUGCAGUCAGGGGAGAGGGGGGCUGCAGCAGUAUCCCAGCUACCUCUUCUCACUGCCAGUGACUCCAUCUUGGAAUACCUUUGGAGAGCAGCAGGAAAAGCACAUGUGGGCAGGGACCAAGGAGGCCAUGGCUCCAAGCUUUGCCUUAGGUCUGCCUCCAGGGACACAGAAGGGCUGCCUAUUGUCACAGGUCUCUGCCCUGUGUCUCCUCUCUGCCCUUCAUUAAGGUGACAAAUCCAUAGACAAUGUCAUUAAGAUCAGUUUUC
This is a messenger RNA of Kogia breviceps (pygmy sperm whale), 5235 nucleotides long. RefSeq names its product angiomotin (gene AMOT). Gene Ontology annotation, molecular function: signaling receptor activity. Gene Ontology annotation, cellular component: plasma membrane; lamellipodium; cytoplasmic vesicle. Gene Ontology annotation, biological process: hippo signaling; angiogenesis; regulation of cell migration. The record is from RefSeq and is a predicted model, not a curated record. NCBI's taxonomy places the organism in Eukaryota, Metazoa, Chordata, Mammalia, Artiodactyla, Physeteridae.